AUGAGCAGACAAGUCUCCAAGACAUCUGGAGGCGGGAGCCAGGGCUUCUCCGGCCGCUCCGCCGUGGUCUCUGGCAGCAGCAGGAUGAGCCACGUGGCCCGCACUGGGGGAGUUGGCGGAGGGGCCUGUGGGUUCCGGAGCGGAGCAGGCGGCUUUGGCAGUCGCAGCCUCUACAACCUGGGUGGCAACAAAAGCAUCUCCAUCAGCGUGGCUGGUGGCUCCUGGGCUGGUGGCUUUGGGGGAGGGCGUGGCAGCUGUGGCAGUGGCUUUGGGGGCGGCUAUGGAGGUGGUUUUGGGGGUGGCUUUGGUGGUGGCAGAGGAAUGGGAGGUGGCUUUGGAGGAGCUGGUGGCUUCGGAGGGGCAGGUGGCUUUGGUGGAGCUGGUGGCUAUGGUGGGGCAGGUGGCUUUGGUGGGGCAGGUGGCUUUGGAGGGGCUGGUGGCUUUGGUGGACCCGGCGGCUUUGGUGGACCUGGUGGCUUUGGGCCUGGUGGCUUCCCUGGGGGAAUCCAGGAAGUGACCGUCAACCAGAGCCUCCUGCAGCCCCUCAAUGUGGAGAUCGACCCCCAGAUUGGGCAAGUGAAGGCCCAGGAGCGGGAGCAGAUCAAGACCCUCAACAACAAGUUCGCCUCCUUCAUCGACAAGGUGCGGUUCCUGGAGCAACAGAACAAGGUCCUGGAGACCAAGUGGCACCUGCUCCAGCAGCAGGGCACAAAUUCCACCACAGGCACCAACAACCUGGAACCCCUUUUUGAGGCCUACAUCAACUCCCAGCGGAGCUACCUGGACGGCAUCCUGGGGGAGAGAGGCCGCCUGGACUCAGAGCUGAGGAACAUGCAGGACCUGGUGGAGGACUUCAAGAAGAAAUACGAGGAUGAAAUCAAUAAACGUACAGCUGCUGAGAAUGAAUUUGUGACCCUGAAGAAGGACGUGGACGCUGCCUACAUGAACAAGGUGGAGCUUCAGGCCAAGGCGGACGCCCUGAAUGAUGAGAUCAACUUCCUGAGGACCCUCUUUGAUAUGGAGCUGUCCCAGAUGCAGAGUCACGUCAGUGACACGUCCGUGGUCCUCUCCAUGGACAACAACCGCUUCCUGGACCUGGACAGCAUCAUUGCUGAAGUCAAGGCCCAGUACGAGGAGAUCGCCCAGAAGAGCAAGGCUGAGGCUGAGGCGCUGUACCAGACCAAGUUGGGAGAGCUGCAGACCACGGCCGGCAGGCAUGGGGAUGACUUGAAGAGCACCAAGAGUGAGAUCUCAGAGCUCAACAGGAUGAUCCAGAGGCUGAGGGCCGAGAUCGAGAACGUCAAGAAGCAGAACGCCAACCUGCAGACGGCCAUUGCGGAAGCUGAGCAGCGUGGCGAGAUGGCCCUCAAGGAUGCCAAUGACAAGCUCCAAGAGCUGCAGGUUGCCCUACAGCAGGCCAAGGAUGACCUGGCCCGGCUGCUGCGUGACUACCAGGAGCUGAUGAACGUCAAGCUGGCCUUGGAUGUGGAGAUCGCCACCUACCGCAAGCUGCUGGAGGGUGAGGAGUGCCGGAUGUCCGGAGAGUGCCAGAGCGCUGUCAGCAUCUCCGUGGUCAGCGGCAGCAGCACCACGGCGGCCUCCGCAGGUGGUUACGGAGGAGGAUACGGCGGUGGCUUCGGCGUGGGAGGGGGCGCAGGCAGCGGCUUUGGCCGGGCAGGAGGAAGCGGCCUCGGCGGCGGCAGUGGCUUCGGCGGCGGAAGUGGCUUCGGAGCCGGCAGCGGCCUCGGCAGCGGCUCUGGGUUUGCCGGCGGCAGCGGAUUGGGCGGCGGCAGCGGCUUUGGCUCUGUCUCUGGGGGUCGCAGCGGGGUCAGUGGCGGAGGCUUCAGCUCAGGCAGCACCCGCGGCGGCAGCGUCAGGUUCUCCCAGUCCUCCCAGCGCUACUCCAGAUAA
Molecule: messenger RNA, 1911 nt
Organism: Equus quagga
Lineage: Eukaryota; Metazoa; Chordata; Mammalia; Perissodactyla; Equidae
Gene: KRT3
Product: keratin 3
Exons: 9
Coding region: 1-1911 (636 amino acids)
Biological process (GO): keratinization; intermediate filament organization
Cellular component (GO): keratin filament
Molecular function (GO): structural constituent of skin epidermis
Source: RefSeq, a predicted model, not a curated record